Molecule: messenger RNA, 1920 nt
Organism: Cladophialophora yegresii CBS 114405
Lineage: Eukaryota; Fungi; Ascomycota; Eurotiomycetes; Chaetothyriales; Herpotrichiellaceae
Exons: 2
Coding region: 1-1920 (639 amino acids)
Biological process (GO): transmembrane transport
Molecular function (GO): transmembrane transporter activity
Source: RefSeq, a predicted model, not a curated record
AUGCGAACGCUAUGGGCAAAAGUCGCUGCGGCGGAGAAGUCUACCUCGGCGUCAGAAUCAGGUAUACACGAUGGUGACGGCGGCGCCAGUCCGACCAGACAGUCCUCCGAACAUCCUCUGUCAAGCGAGGCACUGGACCCCGAGAAGCGGACGGUGCCAGGCGACACGAAAGCCAAAAAUUAUAGUGAUGGGUCUGUCCAUUCACGCUGCAACCUAGCAGCCGUCGCACCGAUACAAGACGGCUCCGCCGCCGCCGCCAGCACCACCGCUACAGCAGGAGCAAACGCAGAUGAGAAGCACCCUGCCGAAACACACAAUGAGGAUCUGAUCCGCAGAGCUUCGAUGUCAGCCUCCUCAGCAGGCGAGCCCGGCGAAGAUGACGAGUCUAAAUACGUAACCGGCCUGCCUCUCCACCUCCUCACUUUCGGACUCACGCUCUCAACGUUCGUCAUUGCACUGGACAAUACCAUCAUAGCGACCGCAAUCCCGCGCAUCACCACGGUCUUCAACUCCUUAGACGAUGUAGGCUGGUACGGCUCGUCAUACCUCCUGACGACCACUUCCCUGCAGCCCAGCUUCGGAAAGAUCUACACGUACUUCAACGUCAAGUGGACGUAUAUGAUCGCGCUGGUCAUCUUCGAGCUCGGCUCCGUGCUCUGUGCCGCGGCCGUGAACUCCACGAUGCUGAUCGUCGGGCGCGCUGUGGCCGGCGUCGGUGCUGCCGCAAUGUUUUCCGGCGGGAUGACAAUCGUGGGAUAUUCAGUCCCGCUACGUAAAAGGCCCAUAUACAUUGGGCUAUUGAGUUCGAUGUUUGGGGUUGCGAGCGUGGUAGGCCCGAUUUUGGGAGGAGCAUUGACUGAUCGUGUUUCUUGGCGAUGGUGUUUUUACAUCAACUUGCCGAUCGGAGCCGUUGCGAUCACGGCCGUUUUCUUCUUCUUCAAGAACCCGGUCCGGGGACACAGCAAUUUGACGACGAAGCAGAAGAUUGGGCAGAUAGACUUGCUAGGGGCUUUCUUUCUCAUUUGCGCCAUUGUUUGCCUGCUGCUGGCUUUGCAAUGGGGCGGAACCACGUACCCGUGGUCGAAUGCUAGGGUCUGGGGCUGUCUUUUGGGAUUCGGCCUGUUGAUCAUUACAUUCACGGGAAUUCAGUUCUGGAAGGGCGACAUGGCGACCCUUCCUCCUCGAAUCCUCCUGCGACAGCGCACCGUGUUCGUGUGUGCAUUCUUCUCGGCUUUCUUGGCUAUGGCGCUCUACACUCACAUUUACUAUCUGCCCUUCUACUUCCAGGCAGUCAAGGGCACCACGGCGGAACAAUCAGGCAUACGAACGAUCCCAUACCUCGUCAGCAUCACCAUUUCGUCAAUCGUUGUCGGAGGGAGCAUCACUACCUUAGGUCCAUACGUCCCCUUCACGUGGGUGGGAUCGGCGAUUUUCGCAGUUGGCUCCGGCUUGCUCUACAGCCUGAAGGUCCACUCAUCGGCUGGUAGCUGGAUCGGGUAUCAGAUCCUGGCGGGUGUGGGCGCCGGCGCGUGCGUUCAAAUCCCCUUCAUCGCAGUACAAGUCGUACUCCCCAAGAAAGACAUGCCUGUCGGCAACGCUGUGGCGAUCUUCUUCAACUCCCUUGGAGGUGCCAUCUCCAUAUCCAUCGCGCAGAACAUCUUCUCAAACACCCUGAUCAAGGAGAUUCCCAGGUACACGAGUGGCGUGAACCCAUGGACGAUCGUCAUGGCCGGGGCGACGCACAUCAGGGAGGUCACGCCGCCGGCGCAAUUGCAGGGCGUGUUGUACGCCUACAAUAUCGCGGUGACGCACUCGUACAUCCUGUCAAUUGCCUGCUCGAGUAUUGCAUUUCUUUUCUCAUUAGGUUUCGAGUGGAAAAGCGUCAAGGGAAAGAAGCUUGAAAUGGGUGGGGCUGGGUAG